GAACCUUGUUCUUGACAUUUAGUAUAACCUCAAACUCCCUUUUUUUCAAAUAUGUUUAUUCAUCAUUAGAGACUUUCUGAAAAUGUCAUCCAAAAUUGAAUUUGCAGUACAAAUGACAUGCACGUCAUGUGUGAAAGCAGUAAGGGAGAGCCUAGAUAACAUUCCGGGAAUAUCGAAUGUCGAUAUCAGUCUGGAAAAGAACACUGUAGUCGUGGACACCACCCUUACAACAAAUGAGGUACUUCGACAUUUACAAAGUAGCGGUAAACAGGCUGUAGUAAAAGGUCAUGCGGGCUCCUUAGCCGCAGUUGCAAUUCUCGACGUAUCUAAGCAUAUUCAGGGAGUCGUUCGAUUGGCACAAAUUAAUCCGGAAACGUGUAUAGUUGACGGGACUGUAGACGGUUUAAGACCAGGCGAGCACGGCUUGUUUAUUCACGAAAGCGGCGAUUUAUCUAAGGGUUGUGACAGUAUUGGGGAGUGUUACAUCCCAAGUUACUUUAAACCAAGUGAAUUGAACAGACUGUAUGGUAACUUGGGUACUAUAACUGCGGAUGACCAUGGUAGAGCGGAGUUUCGUUUCGAGGAUAAAGUUAUUGACCUUUCCAAUAUUAUCGGUAGGUCACUAGUAAUUACAGAAAACCCGGCAGGUGAAAAUGUUGGAAAGCGGCUUACAUGUGGCAUAAUUGCCAGAUCGUCUGCGCUAUUUCAGAACUCGAAGACUAUUUGUGCAUGUGAUGGUGUGUCAAUUUGGGAUGCAAAUAAUAAACCAAAGUCAACAUUGUGAAUUGAUUGUAAAAAUUGUUAUCAUUCCAAAAAUAAAUUACUUUGAUUACU
Molecule: messenger RNA, 834 nt
Organism: Photinus pyralis (common eastern firefly)
Lineage: Eukaryota; Metazoa; Arthropoda; Insecta; Coleoptera; Lampyridae
Gene: Ccs
Product: copper chaperone for superoxide dismutase
Exons: 1
Coding region: 83-784 (233 amino acids)
Biological process (GO): removal of superoxide radicals
Molecular function (GO): copper ion binding
Source: RefSeq, a predicted model, not a curated record